GGCCCCGCCCCUGGAAACGCGCCGCGGCGAAGGCCUCUCCCGCUAGCUGAGUGUACAAGGGGGCGGCCGGGUCCGCGGCCCUGCGGCCACUAUGAAGCUAACGCGAAAAAUGGUCCUGUCCCGAACCAAAGCUUCGGAGCUGCACAGCGUGCGGAAGCUCAACUGCUGGGGCAGCCAGCUCACAGAUAUUUCCAUAUGCCGCGAGAUGCCCAGCCUGGAAGUGAUCACACUCAGCGUCAACAGUGUCUCCACCCUGGAACCUGUACGUGGCUGCCGACGCCUGAGCGAGCUGUACCUGAGGAGGAACCGUAUCCCCAGUCUGGAUGAGCUGUUCUACCUGAAGGAUCUACCACACCUCAGGGUGCUGUGGCUGGCCGAGAACCCGUGCUGCGGCACUAGCCCGCACCUUUACCGCAUGACUGUGCUGCGCAACCUGCCCCACCUGCAGAAGCUAGACAACCAAGCGGUGACGGAGGAAGAGCUGACUCGCGCACUGAUGGAGGGAGAUGAGAUCACUGCUGCCCCAGACAGAGAGGGUAUAGGCAAUGGCUGUCCCAAGCCCUCCUACACCCUCAGCUCUGUCAGCUUGACAACUGAGACCAGCCCCGGCCUGCUGAGCUACGCAGAGGAAACAGAUAGAGCCCCGGGCCAGACUGCUGGAGACCAUCCUCCUUCCUUCUCACAGAGGGAUGCCCUGAGGAGUCACAAGAGUAGGAACAUCCUGACUGCCAUCUUGCUACUGCUGCGGGAACUGGACAUGGAGGGGCUAGAGGCUGUCCAGCAGACUGUGGGCAGCCGGCUACAGGCGUUGCACAGGCUGGAGCCCCAGGAGGACAUGGAGUGACUGCAUAUGCCCCAGUACCUGGACCCUGUAUCCUGUGGAAACACAGCUCAACCUGAAAAGCCUCCCUCUGGACUCCCAACACCAGACCCAGGGAGGAACAGGGACUGCCAGCUGAGCAGACCCCUCUCUUGUGCCUAGGGCUGGCAGAGGUGCUGCCCAUCAGCAUGGUCCCUUACAGCUGAGACCUUGAGGAUCUGGGCACUGCCUGACCCUUCCUCAAGGGGGACUGUACGAGCCAUACCCUCCAAUAAAGCACUUUGUUCGGGCUGGAAGCCAGCAUCUCAGUGACAGGCAGGGCCUUGACCUCAAGGUCCAUGCUGUUUCUCAGCAGCUAUGUAUGGGGGAACCCUGAUGUCCCUGUGUCAAGCCUGUCCUCAGGGAGGUGGCCUGAAAUGGUCUUACAAGACACCGUGUCCCAGAUGUCCUUAGAUACCGUAGCCUAGGAGAAGGGAUUCCUCUCAGGACAAGGAUGGGCAGACACUGUCCAUUUUAUUUCUUCUUCAGGAGAGGGAUGUCACCCGGGUAGAGUAACUGUUGGGGACAUCCAGAGGUGCCCAGCAUUCUGAGGUGUCGGAUGCCAUCAAUAAAGCUGUCUUUGUUAGAACAGCUGGGGUAGGGCCUGUAACUUACCCACCAGGCAGGAGGGCCAUGGGGUGAGCUUACACCUGCCACAAGAGAACAGAACCAAGAAAGAUAUCAAGAUUAGCCUAUAUAUAUUAUAUAUUAGCAUACAUAGAACAAUGAUCAAAAAGUCUGGAACCACGACCACCACUAUGGUACAGGUAGACAUGGCCCAAGAAGCCUGCUGUAUACAAUAGCUGACCUUAUAGGGUCUUAAUGCUGAAAGUUCAGGACCACUGGCCACUAGACCUUGUUCCUCCUCUGGUCCACCUCCAAUCUUGGGAGUACUUUCUCUCUUAAUAAACUUGUUUCUAUCAGUA
Messenger RNA from Alexandromys fortis (reed vole), 1785 nucleotides. RefSeq names its product cilia and flagella associated protein 410 (gene Cfap410). The transcript has 7 exons. Gene Ontology annotation, molecular function: protein binding. NCBI's taxonomy places the organism in Eukaryota, Metazoa, Chordata, Mammalia, Rodentia, Cricetidae. Gene Ontology annotation, biological process: cytoskeleton organization. The record is from RefSeq and is a predicted model, not a curated record. The coding region runs from base 92 to 844 and encodes 250 amino acids.